Medicago truncatula (barrel medic) is the source of this 2031-nucleotide messenger RNA. RefSeq names its product transcription factor VOZ1. Gene Ontology annotation, molecular function: sequence-specific DNA binding. Gene Ontology annotation, biological process: positive regulation of long-day photoperiodism, flowering; positive regulation of DNA-templated transcription. Lineage: Eukaryota; Viridiplantae; Streptophyta; Magnoliopsida; Fabales; Fabaceae. The record is from RefSeq and is a predicted model, not a curated record. The transcript has 5 exons. The coding region runs from base 183 to 1697 and encodes 504 amino acids. Gene Ontology annotation, cellular component: nucleus.
UCUGAAAUUUAUAAUGAAAAAAAGAUAUAUAAACGUAGUUUUGUGAAGUGAGUGAAUCAGAAACCCAAUUCCAGAAGUGGUUGCGUCAAAUAUAAGUUUGAAACGUUACUUCAACAAAUCGCGCCGAGGGUAGGGUUCUCAUUUCACCGGAACAACCUUCCACCAACCGCCUCAAGGAAGGUAUGAUGAAAGAAAACUCCGGGGGAAAAUAUGGAUCCUCUUCUCAGAAAUCCAUGAAAGAGAAGGAGAGACACAUGGUGAAUAAGAUUCAAGGGAUUUUCACCAAUCUUCAGUCUGCAAGAAAGGAAAGCAGAGCUACUGAUAUUCUGAUCAUUGAGGAGCAGAUGCAUCAGUUGCUUCGAGAGUGGAAGGCAGAACUCGAGUCUCCGGCUACCUCCUUAAAUGAUGGUAGCCUUGGGUCGUUUCCCGGGGAAUUAGCCCAACUGUUGCAAGGAUUUGAGGAGAAAGACGAUGCCAUCAGUCCGUUGACAAAACCUGGGAUGUUUAAUACUGAUUACCAUCAAAAUAACAUUAAUGAUAGCAAUUAUGAGUUUUAUCAGGAGAAAUGUUUUGAUAAUAACCAGUCACUAGGUCAUACUUUCGAAGGCUCUGCUUCAACUCCGUUCAGCAGUCCUUUAAAUAGCUCAGGCAUGGCUCAGUUGGAUUUUCAUUCAUUCGGUUUGAAUCAAGAUAUGGAUCACAACGCUGUAGGUCACAGCUCUGAUUUAAUUGGUCGGCAUAAAUUUUGUCAGGACCACAUCCUCGGGUACAACACAGAAGUAAAAAACUCAGAAUCAGCUCAAUUUAAUCUUGAAGAAGGCUUUGAUGAGUAUGAUCAACUUUUCGGAGAUAAUUACACCAAAAAUUUUGGAGACAAUUUUAUACCUAAUAUUCUUCCAAAUAUCCGCCCUCCACCUUCUGCUUUCCUAGCCCCAAAAUGUGCACUGUGGGACUGUUUCAGGCCUGCUCAAGGGUUAGAGCAGUGCCAGGAUUACUGUAGUAGUAACCACGAGCUUUUGGCAAAAAGUGAGGAUGAGGGCAAGACUCCAAUUUUGCGACCUGGUGGCAUUGAUGUGAAAGACGGUCCUUUGUUUGCUGCUGUUCUUGCAAAGACACUGGGAAAAGAAGUGGGCAUCCCUAAGUGUGAAGGUGCUGCUUCAGCGAAAGCCCCUUGGAAUGCUUCAGAGUUGUUUGACAUUUCUCUUCUUGAGGGUGAAACUGUUAGGGAGUGGCUGUUCUUUGACAAGCCUAGAAGGGCAUUCGACUCUGGAUCUAGGAAACAGAGAAACAUCCCUGAUUAUUGUGGGCGUGGUUGGCAUGAAUCAAGGAAGCAGGUGAUGAAGGAACAUGGGGGACAAAAGAGAUCAUAUUACAUGGACCCACAGCCUGUUGAUUAUGUUGAAUGGCAUUUGUACGAGUAUGAAAUCAAUAACCAUGAAGGUUGCUUACCAGAAAAAAAUAACCAUAAUGGUUGCUUAUCAACAAAAAUUAACCAUGGUUGUGCAUUAUACAGACUAGAAUUAAAGCGUGUAGAUAAAAAGAAAAGUCCUAAAGUAAAAGUGACUAAGGAAUCACUUGCUGAUUUACAAAACAAAAUGGGAAAGCUAACUGCUGCUGCUCCGUCGCCAGAUGAUGGAAAAUCUGUCAAGGGAAAAACCGAGGCCAAGUCUCAGAAUAUUGGCCUGCCUGAAUAUUAAAUAAAUACUUCAUGGGAUGGUUUUUGCCAAAUGACUGAUCGACUUGUAUAUAUUUCAGAUUGUGGAAAUUUUCAACAUUUCUUGGACAAGGUAAUGACUGAUUAUUGUGGUGGUAGGUGUUCAUACUCUUUCAUGCUGGAUUAGUGUAUGUUUUAAUGUACUUUUAGAACAGCUAAAAGUGAUUUUGAAGACUUAAAAUUGCUUUCGGUAUGUUGGGGGUUUUCGAUUAGAAUUUGUUUUGCCUUUGAAAUUAAGAAGUCUAACAAGUCAGAAUUCGUAGCUUUUGCCUCUAAACGUGAUUCUAUACUCAAACCUACUGUUCAACUUACUUUGA